AUCUUUCACUUUUGAGAUCUAUUUUCUCCUAACAUAACUACCAGAACAUGAUGUGAUGAUUACUAAAGCCACCAGCAAAAAGAUAGAGUUCGUAUUGAUGAAGUCACUAUGAACCAUGAAGCUCAACGAACAAUGUAAGCUCCCUCGAUAAUUUCAGGUCACGAGCUUUGAUUCUAUCAAUAUGGAGGAGGAACAGAGGUUCGAGUUUCCACCCAUGAAGUACGUUACUAAGAGGCAAUCCGGUAUGACAAAGCUAAAAAAUAUAAGUGCGUUACAGGUCAUAAUUACAGCCCAUAGGGGACCGGGAAAGGGCAUACCACUCAAGACUAUUUAGAUAUAAAUAUUUAUCACACAUAGCCUGAUCAACAACCUCCUUCAAUAUCUACCCUUUUCUGUAAAACCCUUCAAUUACUUUUUUGGUAUAAAAAUUCUCCUCCCUAAUACUAUAGUCAAACAAUAAAUCAGCAUCCAACCAUCCCAGGCUAUAAUUUACAUGACUAAUUUACAAGUGCCUAAAAUAGUUAAUGAUAAAAUGCAUCAUUAAUUUGAGAAGUCAUAUAUCAUAUAGUUCAUACUUUCUUAGCAUUAUGCCCCGUGCCCUUUAUCAAGUUGGGAGCGCCACUCACCUUUCUACACCAUUUGAACCAAGAUACUAUAGCUUACGAAUUAAUAGAAAAAAAAAACGGUUUCUAUCAUGGCAACGAAGGACCUUCUCAACUUUACUAUUUUUAAGUGUGCAAAGCUGUAAUUCAUACACUUAUAGCUCUUAUUCAGGAAAUUAAAGAUAAAAAUAGCCAAUGUCUAAUAAUAGACGAGGAAAGGCAAGCUAUAAAGCGAUCAGAAACUUGAAUCUUUGAAACAUCCCAUUCCAAUCCCACAAAUUAGGAAGACAAAAAGAGCUUCCUGAUAUUGGGAUUGAAAUGGCAGGGUUUCAAUCUCUUUCAAUAGCAUUUUUGGUGUGUGUGAUUGUGUCUAAUCACAUGGUAGUUGAUGCCAUGACGUCAAAAAACAUGGCCCUAUUCUGGGGAAAUAGUCAGUCCAAAAUAGAAGGGGAUGACCUUCAGCUUGUUCUGGACCAAAGCUCAGGCUCGGGAGCAAAGUCAAAGAGAUAUUUCAUUUUCGGAAGCUUUGAAGCUCAGAUCAAGUUCGUUCCAGGAGAUUCUGCAGGAUUAGUAACGGCAUUUUAUCUAUCUUCUGAAGGUAGCCAUCAUGAUGAGGUAGACUUUGAGUUCUUGGGGAAUGCCACCGGAGAGCCUUAUACCAUUCACACAAACAUAUUCGUUCAGGGUGUGGGAGACAGAGAACAGCAGUUUCGACCGUGGUUCGACCCCACUGCUGAUUUCCACAACUACACAAUUCACUGGAAUCCUAAUGCUGUUGUGUGGUAUAUUGAUGGUAUUCCAAUUAGAAUUUUCCGGAACUACGAGAACGCCCCGAAGCUAAAAACAGCCUUCCCUAACAAGCAAGGUAUGAGGUUAUAUACCAGUUUGUGGAAUGCACAGGAUUGGGCAACUCAAGGAGGGCGUGUGAAAACCAACUGGGCCAGCGCACCGUUCACGGCUAGCUUUCGCCGCUUUAGGCCAAGAGCUUGUCCCUGGAAUGGAGCGCUCAGCAUUAGCCAAUGUGCCUCCAACUCCCCAACAAACUGGUGGACUUCUCCAAUUCAUGCACAGCUAAGUGCUUCUCAGUCGACCAAGCUUAGGGAAAUCCGCGAGAAAUACAUGAUCUAUGAUUACUGCUUAGACCCUACACGUAGACCCAACGGGGUACUGCCACCAGAAUGCUAA
This is a messenger RNA of Cucurbita maxima (winter squash), 1787 nucleotides long. Its product is annotated as probable xyloglucan endotransglucosylase/hydrolase protein 26. Lineage: Eukaryota; Viridiplantae; Streptophyta; Magnoliopsida; Cucurbitales; Cucurbitaceae. Bases 921 to 1787 code for a protein of 288 amino acids. The transcript has 4 exons. Gene Ontology annotation, cellular component: apoplast; cell wall. Gene Ontology annotation, biological process: cell wall biogenesis; xyloglucan metabolic process. The record is from RefSeq and is a predicted model, not a curated record. Gene Ontology annotation, molecular function: xyloglucan:xyloglucosyl transferase activity; hydrolase activity, hydrolyzing O-glycosyl compounds.